AUCGAAUCAUCAAUCAUGGCGGAUAUAUUUUGCUAGGCGUAAAUGCGAAAAUGGGACGACGAUGAUUAAAGCUGCAUAAGAAUGUCUCGCCUUGCAGACUAUUUUGUUGUCGUUGGAUACGAUCAUGAAAAAGAACAGGGUCGUAUUUGUAACGGCAAGAUACUGCAGCGAUUUCCAGAACAAGAUUGGAAAAAUGUCCCUUUCCAUCAGGGAUUAGAAUUGUUUUGUCAACCAGGAGGAUGGAGACUCAGGAAGGACCCGUUUCCCCCUACCUUCCACAUCUCCAUAUUAACGGAUGUGGAAGCAGGGCGGCAUUACUGUGGGAUACUAACUUUCAGCGAACCCCUAAAGAUGACACCGAUGAAGCCAGACGAUCUAGAGAGCGACGAGCUGGAAUCAUCUUUGGUUCACAACACAGUCAUGUACGCGCCAAAGAGUAUACUACUGGUUUCUAGGUUAAAUUACAUAGACACAUUUAAGAACUGUUUGGGGUUGAUUUAUACAUCCUUUAUAGAGCGGAUGGAUGUGAAGCUGGAAUUACUUGUAGGCAACAUCUUAGGACACAUAGUGAUACCAGCAGCAGGCGGAUCACAGGUACGGUUUUCGAUUGGAGCAGGUGACAGGCAAGCGAUACAGCCACCACUUAGCGAGAUGGUUCCUGUCACGAGGUCCACUGUCGCUCUUCUCUUUCAGCAGCUUGGAAUCCAGAAUGUCAUAACAUUGUUUAGCUUGGCCUUGACUGAUAACAAGAUCUUGUUUCACUCUUCAAGUUAUACUCGAUUGACCGAUGCUUGUACAUCAAUUCUUGCUCUUCUUUACCCUUUUAAAUAUUGUUAUGUCUACAUCCCUGUGCUACCUGAACCUCUAAAAGAAGUAUUAAACACACCGACACCAUUUAUUAUGGGUGUCCACUCUGACCUGAAGAACGAAAUAGCUGAGCUGUUGGAUGUGACAGCCGUUGAUUUGGAUGGAGGUACUAUCAUCGUACCAGAUUGUGUCAACUGCUUACAACCGCCAGAAUACAUGCUGGAAAAGUUACAUAGAGAACUAACAAUGGUACUGUGUCCUGAUCUACAGAUUGCAGACCUUGCCUUCCCUCCAAGUUCCUCCAAAGGCUGUUCGAAGCCCGAGUUUCUGGACAAGGAGAUCAGAGCAAUCUUUAUGCGUCUGCAAGUGGAAAUGCUACUCGGGUAUCGCCUCAGCCUCACCAUAAUCAGGAUUCACCCUAAGCCAGUUAUCUCCUUCAAUAAGGGAUUGUACCUGAUGCAACGCGGGUUGUUUGGAGAGGAAUUUCUUAGUAAACUUUACGACAGUAUGUCGUUUGUGACUUUUGUGAAUGAGAGAGGUCCUCCUUACCGAAUCUGUGAUAUAUUUGAUAAGCUUGUUGCAAACUAUCAAAGAAUGCUUAUUGAAGAGGAAGGAAACCAAGAAAAAGUACUCAAGAAUAUUAAAGAAAUUUCCUUACAGCUCUAUCAGAAUGAGAAUCCAAGCCCUGAGCCAUAUGUGCAGAAAAUACCGCGACCAAGUGAGACAUCAUUGACUGACCACCAACCAUUCCCAAGACUCAAUCGAGAGGAACUUCAAGAAAUUAUCAGCGGUGGGGUAGAAAUGGCUAAAGUGAACCCGAAAUUGAAGAAGAGUAUUAAGACACCAAAGACCCAAGUGGUUCCUAUUGGACCGCUACCAAAAGAUUGGGAGGAGCAGAAAAAUGUUGUCAACAACUCGGCUCGUCGCUUGGAAGUACUACGUACAUGUAUAUCACACAUAUUUGAAAACAAACUAUUAGAUGCCAGAAAGAUGUUUCCCACUGUCUUGAGGUCCUUAAAGAGCAGGGUAGUGCGGGAAGUGUUAGCGAAGGAAUUGGCAUUACACGUACAAGAAAACCGUGCAAUGUUAGAAAUGCAACAGUUUGACAUGGUAGUCAAACUCAUCAACUGUUCCUUGCAGGAGGAUUCUUCGGUGGAAGAGUUCACAUUAGCGCGCAGGAUGUUGCCAUUAUCAGUAGCAUUCUGCAGGAAAUUGUGCACGGGUAUAAUCCAGUUUGCCUACAGCUGCGUGCAGGAUCAUCCUGUGUGGGCUACGCUCAGCUUCUGGGAGAAUGCGUUCUAUGCAGAAGUUGAGAAAGGUGUCACGCAACUCUACAUAUCAGCUCCAUCCACCGACAAUAAAGCAAAUGAUUGUGAUACGGGAAUUAUUGAUACGUCUCAGAAUGGACUGAAGUCAAAUGAAAUCAUGAGGUCGAGUCGACAGUCUCCUUUGGAGGUGUCCGCAGAACGGCUCAAGCUCUGGCCAGAUAUAGGAGAUGAAGACAAGAGUGUUCUAAUGUCAAAUGAAGAGGGUAUUGUUUAUAGCCAAGCGAUCCACUUUGCUAACCACAUGGUGUGUAUGAGGGUUCCAUUAGACACAAAGAAAAGGCUAGUGAAUUCAAUAAGUAUGGAAGGGGAGAGCUGUGGAAGUAGCAACCUAACAAGCAGUGCUGGUGGUAGCGAUAGUUAUGAGGGUGAUGGAUCUUAUGAUAGUUCCGACACCACCACAACCGUCACCAAGUUUGUGUCAAAGUUUGUUGAUAAAGUCUGUACAGAAUCUGGAGUUACAAGUGAACCACUCAAGAAACUUCACUCAAUGAUACCAGGUAUCGUUGCAAUGCAUAUAGAAAUGCUGGAAGCGGUCCAUAGAGAAAGUAAACGACUCCCACCGAUCAAGAAACCCAAGAUUCUAAAACCGGUGCUUCUACAAGGUGAAAGAAUUCUCUUCCCAGGAUACCGGGGUUACCUGUUACCUGACGGACGCGAAGAGGGUAUUGGUGGGAAUAUUGGCGGUCCUGCUCUCUUGCCAGCAGAGGGUGCUCUGUUUAUUACAAAUUACAGAAUUGUCUUCAAAGGAAAUCCAGUAGACAUUCAAGCUUGUGAGCUCGCAGUGAUUCGUAGCUUUCCGUUAGCAUCAUUAUUUAAGGAGAAGAAGAUAUCAGUGGGCAACUUGGUACAUUUAGACCAUUAUUUACAGGAAGGAAUCCAAAUAAGGUCAAACACAUUUCAGCUUAUAAAGUUUGCCUUUGAUGAAGAAGUUGGAAGUGAGAAGGUGGAGCAACUGCGUAGGUCAAUAGGCAAAAUGCGCUUUCCACCCGCUAUCUAUGAAACGUUUGCAUUCCAAGGGACUGAGUUAUUACAGAUUAACCAGACACAGAAACAAACCAACAAAAAUGCAACUCUCAAGAGGUUUGCUAAGAACACCUUAAUGAGGGUCAAGGGGUCAACGUUGGGAAGAGCACAACAGCAGAGCACACAGCAGCAGAACCGUCGCCAGAAGUACAUCCUGCCUGUGGAACCCCUUGUGCCAAGGAGGCUUUCCUCCAGCAGACUGGGAGCAUCUAACAGCAUGGAGAGCUUGUCAACAGACAGCGACAGCAGGCCUAGCAGUGUCAUGUUUGAUGAUGACGAUCUAAAUAAUAUUGAUAUAGCCAGUGCAUCGUUACGAGCCAGCUUAUACCGAUCCCCCUCGGAUACAUCGACAGAAUUCUCACCAGUCCUUGGAGUAAUUGAUGAAGCCGACGUGGGGACAUUGAAACCCUCCGAUACUUUAUCCCCGGAUAAACUACACGAUAAGUUAUAUGUGCAAGACUAUAAGAGGCUCGGCCUUGGAUGCUUUGAGACACUCCAGAAGCAAAAGUUUGGAAGGACUGCCGAAGGAUUUAGGCUAACUGAUGUCAACAUACACUAUGAAGUUGCAAGGAGUUAUCCAGGACUUGUUGCUGUACCAGGUCCAUGCCAGGAUGACAGUAUACGAAGGUUAUCCAGAUGCUACCGUAAUAAUAGGUUUCCGGUCGUUGUGUGGAGGCAUCCAAAGACAAAGGCACUUCUUUUACGUUCCGGUGGUUUCCAUGGGAAAGGUGUGAUGGGAAUGAUCAAAUCAUCAACGCAGGCGACGCAAUCAAGUAAUAUUACUUCUGCAGAUGGUGGAGUAGCAAGUAAAAGUAUUGAACAAGAAAAAUACUUUAUGCAGGUUAUUGCAAACUCAUCUUCAUCAGUUAACAGCGCCUCCUUGUUGAGUCUCAACAAGAUUGCAUCAAAUAACUCUUUGGACAUGCAGGAAGCCAGUCCUAGACUCGGCACCAAAAGGGUUACCACGAGCGGGACGGCUCUCUUCCAGCGGAGUAUUCUCCGCUCCAGUGGCGGAAAGGCAACACAAGGAACUUUAAGGUCAGGCGGUCGUGCAAACACACUGGCAUUGCCCUCAAGAGCUUCUUUUAAAUCUCUUACUCUUGGAUACCGUGCAGCGAAUCGUAAUGGCAGCAUCACGGACGUCGACCAUGCCAAGGCGCAGGAGCCGCGCAAGGCUGACAUGUACGUGUUUGGAGAGAAGUCACAGUUAAGAACAUUCAAGUUGGAGGGGUCAUUGAAGUGUGACUUUAUUCCAUAUGAAUUCAAUGAAGUACGUCAAGUGAAAGCAAGUUUUAAGAAGUUCAUGAAGGCAUGCAUUCCAAGUGCUGUAUCCAAAGACCCGGAGAUGGCUUUCCUCAAGCUAGUGGAAGAUUCAGAGUGGCUGCCGCAGAUAAAAACUGUAAUGCAGCUAGCAGGAGCAGUGGUGGACUUGAUUGACUGUCAAGGUUCUUCUGUAAUGGUCAGCUUUGAAGAUGGCUGGGAUUUCACUACGCAGGUUGUAUCUUUGGCAGAGUUGUUGAUGGAUCCUUAUUACCGUACAUUUGAGGGUUUUAAAGUCCUCAUUGAGAAGGAGUGGUUAGCUUUUGGUCAUCGGUUUACGCAUCGUAGCAAUCAUACGUUACAUCACCAGGCUAGUGGCUUUGCACCUGUCUUCCUACAGUUCGUGGACUGUGUCCACCAGGUGCAUCGGCAGUUCCCAAUGUCAUUUGAAUUCAACCAACACUUCCUCCAAAUGCUAGCGUACCAUUACGUAUCAAACCGCUUCAAGACGUUCAUGUUAGAUUCAGAGUAUGAAAGGUUUGAAGUUGAGAGUUUGCUUGUGGUAGAUUGUGGUGUAUCGAUCCAAGUAACUGAUUUUGAUACAGAUCAAGUGAUCAGUGAUGACCGACCUCGAAUGAAUAGAAUCGAUGAAGCUGGUGAUCAGGAGAGCAAGAGGCCUGAUAUUCGUUCGUUCUGGGAAUAUGUAGAUCAGUUAAAUGAGAAGUCGACAAUAUUCUACAAUGUGUUCUACUCUGAGGGAUCCCAGUCAAGAGUUCUGAGACCAUAUGCAAACAUAUCAAGCUUGAAGAUUUGGGACUUUUACCUGAAUGAGCAUUUGAGCUGUGGACCUGCUUUUGACUGCGAGUUGUUUGAUGCUGCACGGAAUGAGGACAAUGAGACGCCGCUGUCACCUGCAGACCGAUGUGUUGUCAAUGCGUGUUAUCAAAAUGUUGCCCAGGCUGAUCCUGAUAUGCAGAGAUGGUUACUCAAUGAAAUAAUCCAGUUGGAAACAGACCUUAAUGUUGCUACCUCUCACUGGAGAACAAUUAUUAAUAAGUUCAAUGCAUCGAUGCAAUCUAAAGCAAAGUUAGUCUCCCCAGUAACUGAAGAAGCUAAAGCCCAUGGAACCUCAAUCCACAAGAAAAUUACAAUGGAUAUCCUCAGGGGUAAGAGUGGAGGGGAAUCCCCUAGAGGUUUUGCGUCUCACCACCGAUUUGAGUCACAUGACUUCCAGACACCAACCAAUUGUGACGCUUGUCAUCAGGUGAUCUGGAGCUAUAUGAAACAAGGAACUGGGAUGAGAUGUGCAGAUUGCGGUUUUAGUUCACAUGAGAAGUGUAUCACAUCAGCGCCAAAGCAAUGUUUACGACGCGGCUCAUCCAAAGAACCAAGUAAUACAAGUAGUAAACAGACUGAAGAACUCACAAAAAGUGUGCCAAUCAAUAAUGAUAAAGACCCAAAUACCUACCUAAAUUUUGCUGCCAGAAUUGGUGAAACAGUUAGUCAUAAAGGUUACUUAUACAAACGAGGGGCUCGAUUACGUCAAUGGAAACAAAGAUACUUCAAAUUGGAUCCUAAUAAACACCAGCUUCGUUACUAUGAUACGGACGAUGUUCAGACCUGUAAAGGCACCAUAGAUCUAAAAGAAGUAGAGAGUGUGAAACAUGACAACUAUUCCAGCAACUUGCCGGGUGUACCUAAGCUAGAUGACAAUUCUUUCAUUUAUAUGAAAACAAGUACUAGGGAUUACCAUUUUCUUGCCAAAAACAAAAAGGAAGCCGAUGAAUGGAUUAAUAAAAUACAGGAUUGCAUCACCAAUUAAAUACUGAAUUUGAUUUGAGUGACUAAAAUCAUCUGAUGACAUCACCAACAAGGCAUCUGAAGACAUCUAUAUGAGACAUCUGAUGACAUUACCAAUAUGAGAGAGAUGUUAUCAAUAAAGCAUCAAAUGAAAUUACCAUUAAGGCACCUGGUGACAUCACCAAUAAGGCAUCAGAUGACAUCACCAAUAUGGCAUCUAAUGACAUCAGUAAAGACACAUAACACCACCACUAGUAAGGUAUCUGAUGAUAACAUUAAUAGGACAUCUGAUGACAUCACCAAUAUUACAUCACCAAUAUAUGUUAUGUUCUCAUCACUAAGACACUUUAUAACAUCAUACUAAGGUGUCUGAAGACAUCACCAAUAUGACACCUGAGGACAUCACUAAUGCAUCUGUUGACAUCACCAAUAAAUCAUCUGAUGUCAUCAAUCGUCAGUAAGAUAUAAGAUGACCAAUAAGACACAUGCUAAGUAUCAUCAGAAAGGUAGAUAAUGACAUCACCAGUAAGACAUCCAAUGACAUCAUUACGAAAGCAUCUGAUGACAUCACCAGUAAAUCAUCAGGUAUCACCAGAUAUUAUCAAUAAGAAAUCUCUUGACAACUGAUAACAUCAUCAUCAUCAUCACUGAUGACAUCACCAUUAAUACACCUAAUGAUAUCACCUCUAAAAUAUUUGAUAACACCACAAAUUAAUAUACCCUGUAAUAAAGUUCAAAGGAAUCGCCACAGAUGACAUCACUUAUACUGGAGCGACUCUACAUUUAAAAGUAAUUUUACAGACAUAAUCUACUUAUAAUAAUGAUGUCAACACCACUAUAACUCAGUCUGGUUCCAGGUUUAACUACGAAUCAUCAUUACCUGAUGAUUUUUUAAGUUAUAGUCAUAAACAGCUGAAUUAAAUUGUAGUGUUUAAUAUUUUAUAGAGUAAAGCCAACAAAAACAAAAUCAAGAAUAAGUCAAAACAAAGACAAAUUGUGAAUAUUUCAGCAGAAAUAAGUACACUCUGACCUAAACCUUAAAAAAAAAAAAAAAACCUGAGUGAAUAUGUAUUAAGGUAACAAGUGAAAAAUCUUUACGAAGUAUAAUUUUUUUAAUUAAAUUCUUUUUAAAGAGACAUAAAUUGGUCUUUUUUGGCACAUUAACAUUCAGUACGUUGUUGAGUGUGUGUACCAGCAAACACUUGCCCAUUAGGUUUACCGCACUUUGUUGUUUCAAGAUGCGAUCUUUGAUCCUUCUUAUAUUUAUUCAAAAAGACGAAUCAACGAUUGCAAUAUGAUUGAAAUAGCAAUAACAUAUUUAAGUGUCGUGUGUAUUGUUUAAAGCAAUCUUUUUAAAAUGUUAUAGGUGUAGAUUAAUGGUUGAUUGAUUGCACUAGGUUUUGAGUGUCAUUACAACAUCACAUUGUUAUUUAUGUGGAUAUAUUUCCAUAGAAGUUUAUGUGUGCUUGUGUUUUUAAGUAAUCUUCAAAGAAUUCAAACUGCUUUACAUUUUGAUCUCUUGAAAUCUGUUAUUAAAAUUUUAAUGAUGUUCUCAUUAUCAAAUUAAUAUAGCAUUUCCCUCUUUUUAAAAGGUUAAAUAGGUUUGGUACAUUAAAAAAUCAUCUGUCUUUUUAAAAUAGUAAAUUUGGUAGCCAAUCAUCUAAUUUAUAGAAAAGGUAAUCUAAAGAAAUCAUUUAACCUUUAAAAGCAUAAAUUAAGUUGGUAUCUAAAUAAUAAUCUAAAUUGUAAAGUAAUAUAAACCUGGUACAUGUAGAUUAUCAUCUAUUUAAGCACAUGUAAGCCACAUUGAGAGUUGAUAAGACCAUUUAACAAUCUAUGGAGUUACAUAUUUUGUGUUUCCCACAAUGCAUCUGGGUCAUCAACAGUUUUUGAAUAAUUGUCUAAAUGCACAUUUUAUACAAAAUCUCAUCACAAUUAAUAAUUCAUCGUAAUUAAUUCAUUUGUUACUGUUGGUGAUGCGUGGAACGUAGUAAUAACAGUUCACAUUAGAGUAGUAUAUUUAAGAGAUGUAGUAAAACACAGACAUCUGCUUUUUCUAAGUAAAUUGUUUCCAUUCCAGUAAUUAUGUAAAUAGUACAUAUUAGUAGCUGAAAAUUAUAUAGAUUGUGAUUAAUAUUAUUUACUGUUAUUGGUAAUAAUAUGAAUUAAAAUAUAUUACAUAAAGGAUAAGAUAAGGUGUAUGCAUAAUGAAAGCAUAUGGAAGGCAAUGUAGUUGUAAAGUGUUAACUGGGAACAUGACAAAUACUAUAUCAUUAACAGUGAAGCGUUUGGAGGGCAUUAUAGAUUUGCACUAGUGGUAUAAUAGUAUCAAUGAGAACAUUAAUUGGAGGGUAAUAGUGUAGAGCACUAGUAACUGGGAACAUGACAAUUUCUGUAAUAAUAUCAAUGAAAGCUUAUGGAGGGCAAUAAAAUAGCAAACUAAUAAAAUUAUUAUGAACAUGAGCGAUCGUAUCUCAGUAAUAUUGAGAGCAUAGGGGAGGCAAUAAAAUAACUUAAAUUCAUAACAGGAAAUAUGAUGUUUGGUGUAAAAUAACAUCAAUAAUUUUAAAUCACUAAAUCACAUGCAUUCAUAUUUUAAUUAUGAUUAAUAUUAUUAUACUAUGCCGAUAUUUGUCUAUUAUUAUGAUUAUUCCUUAAAUAUAUAUUAGACACAAUAUCAGUAUAUUUGAAUUACUAGCAUUGCCAAUAUUAUUUAUUACUUCUAUUACAAUAUAUACAUAGCCAGUAAUUAAUAUUAAUUUUUCAUUGUAUUAAAUUUUGUCUAUUAUUUUUUUUAAUUAAUACUUUAUUAAAUAUUAUUAUUAUUCUUAUUAUAAUUAAUUAUGUUAUUUUUUCUACUAUGUGUAAAUUACAUUGCAAUAAACAAUGCUCAUAAUUAUGACAUUCACGAAGGUAUUUGGAAUGCAUCAUUAGUAAGAAAAAUAAUUUAUCCAUAAGUGGAGUUUCAAUUAAAGUAUUUUCUUGGGUUAACAGAAACUUAGGAAAUAUAUAUUUAAUGCCAAAAAUGUUGCUUAGCACUCCUAUAUCCCCUCUCCCCCUCCUAAACUAUUACCCAUUAAUUGUUGUUUAUUAGCAUCCAACAGUAACCCCAUAAACUGUAGCAUGUUACCCCUCCUACGUCUAGUCCUGAUCCCCCUCCAUAAAUUGUUGCUCAUUACUCUUGUACAUCUAGGUCUGACCCAGUUCUUUCUUAUACCAAUUAUCAAUGUUUUUAAUUACCAUUCACCUUAUAUAAAAAAUGCACUUUUUACCUUUACUCUCAUUGGCUAUUUUUUAACAUAUAUAUUUACGUUUUUGUUGAUUGGUAAUGAUUACUUUUUGGAAUUUAUUUGUUCAGUUCACUUUAGAUUUUAUGCAAUUAGAAGUUUUAUCAUGGGCACACGAUGGCGAAUAAUGUGUAAUUUGUGUAUGAAGUUUGCACAUGUUUAGUGGUACAUGGGAUAAUUUACCAUAUUGUCAAAUAAUGAUGGUACAUAUGUAUGUAUUAGCACCUACAGUGUGUUAUUCGAAGUCAAUGUAAUUGUCUUUCUUAUCAAAUUUGGUAGCUGUUAAUAGCCAGUGGCGUAUCUUGGAGCCUUGAAAUGGGGGUGGGGCUGAUGGGGCGCAAAAGGUGGAGUCAGCAAAAUAAUGGUGAUUAACUGCUUGAACUUGAUUUUUUUUGCUACAGAGCAGGGGGAUGCUCCAUGUGCACCCUCCUAGAUACGUCACUGUUCAUAGCUGUAGUUUUGAAUUUAUACUGAACAUUGUUGGGACGAAUUCUGAUGAUAAUUUUUUUUAAAUGCAUAGGUUUGUGAUCACCGAGACUAGACUAGAAGUCGGUGUAAAAUAUUUUAGAUUCUAAACUAGGAUAUUUUGGGAUAUGUUCUGCCUGGUUUGAACAAGAUUCGUAUCCAGAUUCUGAGAUUGGAAGUUGAGCAGCUUACCCACCAGACCACAACUACACUCAAUUAGGGUUUGUUCAUCCUGGGACCACAGGAUUCGAAGGAAGGCAUCUUACCCACCAAACCACAUUAUUGUACUAUCAUUUUCAUGGCGUAUAAAUUGCUUUUGAUAUGGUGGGAAUUACCAAAAUUAAACUGUUGUUGUAGAGCAAUAUUUAGCUUGGUCUAACUGUGAAGAACUUUCGUAAAUUAAGAGUAAAAUACGAAUUAUACAAUCCAUAGUAAAACAUUUUGCAAUCCCUUUUAGUAUGUUAAGUUUGUUCCAUUUUGUAAACAGGGAUGGAUCGUUGUAUGAUACAAUGAUUUUGUAUAUAUUCGCUAGUGCAAUCAAUGGUAUGAAAUUUACACUUUCUGUUGUAUUUAUAUGUUAGUAAUAAUUUAAACUCCUGUGUGUGGAUGGUUUUAUGUCUGGGGUAUUUUUUAGUUUAGUUUUUAUUUUCAUGUGAAGGGGUAUUGCGACCAAAUAUAACUGCUGUACUCCUUUAGUUAAUUUUUAUGAGUAAUUUUGAGUCAUAUUAUUUCUUUCUCAAGUUACCAAUUAGUAAUUUUUUUGGUUUUUUUAUGCAAUUCUUAUUUGAGAACAAAAUGUAAUGUUGUCUUUAUCAUUGAAAGCUUGUUUUAAUCAAAUGGAUAAAUCUUGUCCUAUUUUUUUGAAUGUCCAUAUUGAAAUGGCAGAUGAAGAAGAUUGUAGACUGCUUAAUAUAUUGUUAUAUCAUUUACAAUAAAUUAUUCCAGCUGUUUUGAUCAUGGGAU
Anneissia japonica is the source of this 10933-nucleotide messenger RNA. Its product is annotated as myotubularin-related protein 13-like. The coding region runs from base 82 to 6240 and encodes 2052 amino acids. The transcript has 41 exons. Lineage: Eukaryota; Metazoa; Echinodermata; Crinoidea; Comatulida; Comatulidae. The record is from RefSeq and is a predicted model, not a curated record.